CCGGAAGCUGAGUUGGACAUGCGCAGCCGACACGCAGCUGAUUGUUCUGUGACUCCCGCAACCGAAUCCAAUCCAACGCGAACACUACUUUUGAGCUUGUGCACGAGCUCGUCGUGGCGACAGCUGCGUUGCUGCAUUCAUUGUGGCUAUUCGGUGUUGCUGACGUAUUUCUGAUUUCUUGUUUGCUACUGUCACUUUCAUUUUACGACGUGAAACAGCGUGCAAGACUGUCAGAUGUGUCAGACGACAUGGUGUCGCGUCUGCGCCUCAUCACCUUCGAUGCAACGAACACGCUGUUGCGCUACAAAGAGUCAGUCGGACAAACUUAUUCUGGGGUUGCUCAACUCUACGGAGUACCAGCGGAUCCGCAUCACGUAAAUCACAAGUUCAAGACUGAGUUUAAGCGGAUGGUGGCUCAGCAUCCAAAUUUUGGUUGUGACAGCGGCAUGACAUCAGAGCAAUGGUGGGCUGAGCUCGUUAACCGAACGCUCUCCGGUUCAGGCACCAUCAGCGAGUCUGUCAUGACAUCCAUCGCAACGCACCUUUACGAAUCGUACAGGACGCCUGAAUGCUGGGCACCGAACGUAGGCACGGUUGAAACUCUUCAGCGGCUCAGACAGUCGGGUCGCAAACUUGGCGUCAUCUCGAACACUGACGAGCGACUGGACAGCAUUCUGACCGGUCUUCGAUUGCGGCAAUACUUUGAUUUUGUUAUUGCAUCGGCUGUGGUUAAAGUCCAAAAGCCCUCUAAGGACAUUUUCUCACUGGCUCUAAUUUGUGCAAGCAGCGAUGAGCGCUUAAAACCUGUUGACGCGCUGCACGUAGGUGAUAAUGUCGAGCUUGACUACCUGGCUGCAAAAAGUGCUGGGUGGAAUGCCCUAUUGCUUGCCAACGAUGAAUGGCAUAGACACCGAGCACUGUCAAAGGGCCGUGUAGAUCCUGGUGACGUUAUCCAACAGCUGGCAGAUAUCUUCAAAGUGGUCGAUUCACAGGAGUCGCGCUGUGCCCCGUAAGCCACUUUUUUUCGACUCGGAAACAUUCGUGCACAGCACAAUACAUGCUACCCUGUAGUCUGACGUGGACGGCUAGAGACACCUAUCAGUGCGAGACAGUGUACAACGCUUUGCGAACAGAGAUCUGGUUUUGUAAUGUGUGUGCGUGAUCUAGGUAUCACAUUGUGUUGACCUGCACGUUUAAAAUCCACAGAUACUAGUUUCCUUUGUGCUGGUUUUCUGCGUAUGCUGGCAUACACUGAAAAUAGAUUGAGAAAUGUACUAUGUCUCUGAAAUAUAUUUUU
Molecule: messenger RNA, 1297 nt
Organism: Dermacentor silvarum
Lineage: Eukaryota; Metazoa; Arthropoda; Arachnida; Ixodida; Ixodidae
Product: rhythmically expressed gene 2 protein
Exons: 1
Coding region: 249-1013 (254 amino acids)
Source: RefSeq, a predicted model, not a curated record